This is a messenger RNA of Melanaphis sacchari, 765 nucleotides long. Its product is annotated as U1 small nuclear ribonucleoprotein 70 kDa-like. Lineage: Eukaryota; Metazoa; Arthropoda; Insecta; Hemiptera; Aphididae. The transcript has a single exon. Bases 1 to 765 code for a protein of 254 amino acids. The record is from RefSeq and is a predicted model, not a curated record.
AUGGACGGAGGAAACACCAUCGAUGUUAACGUCGAAGCGGACGAAUCCAGAGAUGUCGUAACGACCAUCCCGUUACUAUUGGCAUUCGAUGAACCGGAAACGGUGGAGCCGAUUAACGAGGAACUCAACUUACCGGAAGCCGAGUCGGAACCUGUACUCCCGCAGGAGCUGGUUGAGAUAUCGGAAAUGCCGUUGGCGGAUACGACUGUGACCACCGUUCGGUUGGGUUCAGGGGCGGACGACAAUCCGUCUGCAGCGGCGGACGACGCCGAAUCCGAGAACGUGGACAUGCGCGGCAGUCGCAGACGAAGCGGUAGCCGUCGUCGCCGUCGCAGCCGCAGCCGGAGCCGUCGCAGCCGCAGCCGGAGCCGUCGCAGCCAGAGUCGGAGCCGCCGUGGUCGGAGUCGGAGCCGCCGUGGCCGGAGCCGGAGUGACGACAGCGAUAUGUCCGUCGUUUUGCAAAUCGCCCAAGACGAGGAGUCCGACGAAUUGAUGGCCGGCGGCAGUCGCGGUGGCCAGAAGUUGGCACGCGGCAGUGAUCGUAAUGGCAGUAAGACGGCACCCGGUGGUCGCCACGUCGGUAAGACGGCAGCGGCCCGCGGCAGUCGCAUCGAUAAGAACCAGUCGUCUCGCGGCGACCGGAAGUCGGCCAAACGCGGUCGCAGAGGCUGGAAAACCGCAGCCAGCAUGCAACCGCGGACGUUGUGGAGCGACCGCUUGCGUCCUCGCAACACUUAUCGUAAAAAAAAAUCUCAGUCAAAGUAA